CGACACUCCACCAGCCCAUCCAUCCAAACGCCAGCAUUCAGCAACAUGUCGACUGCACCACCGGCUGCACGGAGUGAGCUGGAGCAGCUCGAGUACCUUUCGCUGGUCUCGCGUGUGUGCACCGAGCUCGAAGCGCACUUGGGUCCCGAGAUGGGCGACCGCACCGUCGCCGAGUUCAUCAUCUCGCUUGCCGAGCAGCAGCACUUGUCAUCGGCAUCGGCGUCAGUGUCGGCUGCGGCGGCUGCAGAGACCUUCCGAUCCAUGCUCAACGACAAUGGCGCCGAGUGCACUGCUGCGUUUGCAGGCAAAUUGUACAAGCUCAUCCAGAACAUGCAUCCGUCAAUCAAGAACGCGGCGCACGGGGCUGCUGCUGCUGCUGCUGCUUCCACUUCAACGGCUCGGGCCGCCUCCUCAUCAUCCACGAUGAUGGACACGUCGUCGUCGUCCUCGGGCGAACCAUCCGACGAAGCUGCACGUCGCGAAGAGCUGGAGCGACGUCGUGAGCUCUUCCCAGGUCUGGCCAUCCGGGAUGCCAAGCGGCCAGACGUGGCUGCGCUCGAUGCGCAAAUUGCUGCCAGCGCCAUGGACGAGCUCGAUUCCCUGCUGCAAACUUCCAAGACCCUGCCACGGUUGCUGCUCCCUCUUCUUCUCGUUCUCGCGACGCGGCGGAUGACUCUCGUGAACGUGGACGCGAUUCUCGCUCGGACUCUCGUCGUCGCUCCCCAGAAGGACGCAAAUCGCGGUUUGAUGACGACUGGGACGACAAGCGGGACGAUCGUCGUGACCGCGACCGACGAGAUGACCGGGACGAUCGUCGUGACCGCGACCGACGAGAUGACCGCGACCGACGAGAUGACCGCGACAGACGUGACGAUCGAGACAGACGCGAUGACCGCGACAGACGCGACGACCGACGAGACCACCGCCGCUCCCCGUCGCCCCACCGAAACAGCAGCUCGGCAUCCAACGAUGCACACAUUCACCCGUCGCGCCCCCGAGGUGGGUCGCAUCUACGACGCGAGCGUUACUUCCAUCAAGGAGUUUGGCUUUUUCGCGCAACUCGAUGGCUUCCGACGGAAGGUGGAGGGCUUGGUGCACAUUUCUGAAAUCCGACGCGAAGGCAAAGUCACCAAUCCAGCUGACGUCGUGUCGCGUGGGCAACAAAUCAAGGUCAAGCUCAAGUCGAUCGCCGGCCAAAAAAUGUCCCUGUCGAUGAAGGAUGUCGAUCAAACCACAGGCGAGGAUCUCAACCCCACUCGCUCGUUCGAUAAGCCUGUUCUGACUGGUGCGAAUGCCAGCAUGAUGAUGGACAUGGCUCACAACCCCGAACGACCUGGCGGCGCCUUUUCGGAAGCUGCUGCCGCCGGUGCAGCGGCAGCGCGGGGCAUGCUGAACGCAUCGGGUGUGCCAUUGUCUGGUGAUAGCGAUCCGUACGGAGGCACCAAGCGCCAGCGAGCCAAGAAGCUGUCCACGCCCGAGCGCUGGGAAAUUGAAAAGCUGAUUUCCGCGGGCGUCAUGGACCGCACCGAGCAUCCCGAGUACGACGAAGAGCUCGGCGUGAUGCGAGACGCGGACGAGUUGGACGACGUGGAGGACUUGGAGGUCGAGAUUGUGGAAGAGGAGCCGCUCUUCCUGCGCGGCCAGACCAAGUUUGCACAGGCUGCCAGUCCCGUCAAAAUUGUGAAAAACCCCGACGGCUCGCUGCAGCGCGCGGCCAUGACUCAGACGGCCUUGUCCAAGGAGCGCAAAGAAGUGCGCGAUGCACAGCGUGCGGCGGAGACCGAUGUCGCUCCCGCCCAGCUCACCAAAGGUUGGAUUGACCCCAUGGCGCGCGACGACGAGCGCUCGUUGGCGCAGGGCGUCCGCGGCAUGAACGCGGCUGCUAGCGCCCCUCAGGAGAUGCCCGAGUGGAAGAAGGUGUCCAUGGGCAAAGGCGCUACUUACGGCAAGGUGACUUCGCUCAGCAUUGUCGAGCAGCGAAAAACGCUCCCAAUCUACAAGCUCCGCUCGCAGCUGCUGCAAGCCGUCGAGGAAAACCAAAUUCUCAUCGUUAUCGGUGAAACUGGCUCUGGCAAGACGACCCAGAUCACCCAGUACCUGGCCGAAGCUGGUCUCACUGCUCGUGGACGUAUCGGAUGCACGCAGCCACGUCGUGUUGCCGCCAUGUCGGUGGCCAAGCGCGUCUCGGAGGAGUUUGGCUGUCGUCUGGGCGCCGAAGUGGGCUACACGAUUCGCUUUGAGGAUUGCACGUCACAGGAGACCCAAAUCAAGUACAUGACAGACGGCAUGCUCUUGCGCGAGUGCCUGAUUGAUGGCGACUUGAAAUCCUACUCUGUCAUCAUGCUCGACGAAGCCCACGAGCGCACCAUCCACACCGAUGUCAUGUUUGGUCUGCUGAAGAGCUGCGCCCAGCGCCGUCCCGACCUCAAGCUGAUUGUGACCUCGGCCACGUUGGACGCGGAAAAGUUUUCGUCCUACUUUUUCGGCUGCCCGAUCUUCACCAUCCCCGGUCGUACCUUCCCCGUGGAAGUGCUGUACUCGCGCGAGCCCGAGAACGACUACUUGGACGCGUCUUUGAUGACCGUCAUGCAAAUCCAUCUGACCGAGCCCCCAGGCGACAUUCUCGUGUUUUUGACGGGUCAAGAGGAAAUUGACACGUCCUGCGAAAUCUUGUACGAGCGCAUGAAGUCGCUCGGGCCGGACGUGCCAGAGCUGAUCAUCCUUCCCGUGUACUCUUCGCUGCCCAGCGAGAUGCAGACGAAAAUCUUCGACCCGGCUCCGCCCGGCGGCCGCAAGGUCAUUAUUGCAACCAACAUUGCAGAAACGUCGCUCACCAUCGACGGCAUCUACUAUGUCGUCGAUCCGGGCUUUGUCAAGCAGAACGUGUACAAUCCCAAGACCGGCAUGGACGCGCUUGUCGUCACGCCCAUCUCUCAAGCUCAGGCCCGCCAGCGCGCAGGCCGCGCGGGUCGAACAGGCCCUGGCAAGUGCUAUCGCUUGUACACCGAGCGUGCCUACCGCGACGAAAUGCUGCAGACCAACGUCCCCGAAAUCCAACGGACCAACAUGGCCAGCACGGUGCUGUCGCUGAAGGCGAUGGGUAUCAACGAUCUCAUCACGUUUGACUUUAUGGAUCCCCCACCGCCGCAGACGCUCAUCAGUGCCAUGGAAAACCUCUUCUCGUUGGGCGCCCUGGACGACGAAGGCCUGCUGACACGCCUCGGCCGGAAAAUGGCCGAGUUCCCUCUCGAGCCGCCGUUGGCCAAGAUGCUCAUCCAGUCGGUCGAGUUUGGCUGUUCGGACGAACUGCUCACGGUUGUCGCCAUGCUCUCGGUGCAGAAUGUCUUUUUCCGACCCAAAGACAGGCAGGCGAUUGCAGACCAAAAGAAGGCCAAGUUUCACCAGGCGGAGGGCGAUCACUGCACGCUGCUUGCGGUGUACAAUGGCUGGAAGGCCAACAAGUUUAGCCAGCCGUGGUGCUUUGAGAACUUUUUGCAAGCUCGAACCUUGCGCCGAGCUGCCGAUGUGCGCAAGCAGAUGCUUGGUAUCAUGGACCGGUACCAGUUGGACAUUGUCUCUGCUGGCAAAAACUUCAACAAGGUGCGCCGCGCCAUCUGCUCUGGCUUUUUCAAGAACGCCGCCAAGAAAGACCCCACGGAAGGGUACAAGACCAUGGUCGACAACCAGGUUGUGUACAUCCAUCCCUCGAGCGCACUCUUCAACCACCAGCCCCAGUGGGUGAUUUACCACGAGCUCGUGCUCACCACCAAAGAGUACAUGCGAGAGUGCACCGCCAUCGAGCCAAAGUGGCUUGUUGAGCUCGCUCCCGCCUUCUUCAAGGUCGCCGACCCCGCGUAUCUGUCCAAGCGCAAGCGCAUGGAGCGCAUCGAGCCAAUGUACAACAAGUACGAGGAGCCAAACGCCUGGCGUAUUUCCAAGCAACGUCGCAAGAAAUGA
This is a messenger RNA of Capsaspora owczarzaki ATCC 30864, 3957 nucleotides long. Its product is annotated as RNA helicase. Lineage: Eukaryota; Filasterea; Ministeriida; Capsasporidae. The transcript is spliced from 4 exons. Gene Ontology annotation, molecular function: ATP binding; RNA helicase activity; RNA binding. Gene Ontology annotation, cellular component: intracellular anatomical structure; catalytic step 2 spliceosome. Gene Ontology annotation, biological process: mRNA splicing, via spliceosome; spliceosomal complex disassembly. The record is from RefSeq and is a predicted model, not a curated record. Bases 46 to 3957 code for a protein of 1303 amino acids.